CCAAGAUAGCGAAGCUGCGUACAAGAACGUACGAGCGAACGGAACGGUACGAUGUCGCUACGCGCCAUACAGAAGCGAGAUAGGGAGAAAUUAUCGUCCUCCCAACGGCAACAGUUUAUCAGCAGCAAUAGCAGCAGUCACAACCAGCAAUGGAACAACGGGCCUCCUGGUGUUGGUGCAAUAAUGCUGGCACCGACGGCAAAUAUGACGGCGGCCAUGAAGAUGACAGCAACCGGCGAUGUACCAUCGGUUCAAUCGAUUCUACAGCACCAACAAGCAAAGCGCAAACAAACCCAAGCUGCUUACUACGGUCCCGUAUCAACAACGAACUGCACCCUUGCAUCGCCGUCAUCAGUCGUGCUAAGACGGUCCAGCUCGUAUCCAACGCUGCCACAAACCCGCAAACAGUCAAGCAAGCAGCAACAGCUACGUCCGGUUCGGUCGGAAAGUGACUUGAGAGCGGUACGUGACAGUGAUUCACCGAGACGAGGUGGUGUUGGUGGAAGUGUUACGGCCAACAGCUUCAGUACCAACAAUCUCUACCUCGGUGCCAAAUCGGAGGUGUGCCUUAAAACGUUAGCCGUCAAGAAUACGGUGGUGCCACCUGGCCUGACGAUGCAGCAAUCACUACCACCCGGUAGUGGAGUUAGUGGUAGCAGCAUCCGGAGCGCAUCCAGCAGUGUUGGUUCCACAACCCAUCCAUCCUCGAAACGGUUGUACGAAAGUCGCCGUACAUCCGAACUAAGCAGUAGCGACUUCGGUACGAGUAAAUCUGAGUUGCAUCUUAAAUCCAAUGCCAGCGCCGUUCGCAUUCCGAUCGUCGGGUACGAGGUGAUGGAGGAACGGGCACGGUUUACGAUAUUCAAAUUACGCAUUGAAAAUAGUAUCUCUCACACCUGCUGGCUAGUGCUGCGACGGUACACGGAUUUUGUGCGGUUAAACAACAAGCUCAAGACGAUCUACCCUCACUGUAGUCUGGUGCUACCGCGUAAGAAAUGGUUCGGUGACAACUUUAGCAGUGGCUUUAUCGAUAACCGAAUACAGGGACUGCAAACGUUCAUAAACACGAUACUGGGGGACGAUGCGAUGCGGACGUGUCAGGCGGUGCGAGACUUUUUCUGUCUCGAUGAACCACCAUCGUACUCGGAAAGUAUGGAAGAGUCCAGGGUGAUCUUUGAAGCGCAGGAGGAAACAAUAGCACAGCUAAAGCAACAACUCCAAGCCAAAGAGGAUAUGGUGCAGGUGCUGCAAACCAAGCUUGCCACCGAGCUAAAUCGUAACGCGAUCCUUACCAACGUUAUACGGAACAGUGUGGAAAAUUGUGCCAAAUGUUCACAGUCUGUCGAUCAGGUGAUGAAGGAAUCGGUCUACAAGUAGUCUGGCAUACCAAGU
Molecule: messenger RNA, 1392 nt
Organism: Anopheles maculipalpis
Lineage: Eukaryota; Metazoa; Arthropoda; Insecta; Diptera; Culicidae
Gene: Snx16
Exons: 4
Coding region: 52-1377 (441 amino acids)
Biological process (GO): early endosome to late endosome transport; protein targeting to lysosome; endosome to lysosome transport
Cellular component (GO): early endosome; late endosome; extrinsic component of endosome membrane
Molecular function (GO): phosphatidylinositol binding
Source: RefSeq, a predicted model, not a curated record